This is a messenger RNA of Cicer arietinum (chickpea), 2362 nucleotides long. RefSeq lists its product as uncharacterized. Lineage: Eukaryota; Viridiplantae; Streptophyta; Magnoliopsida; Fabales; Fabaceae. The record is from RefSeq and is a predicted model, not a curated record.
AAGUCCACUUUUUUGUAAGAGUCACUUUGCUUAGUGGGUGAAGUUCUUCAAUUUGGAGAAAAAAACCACACACAAAAAGAAAGAAAAUGCCAUGUUCUAAAGAAGAAGCUCUUGUUAGACUCUUCUACAAUGCUUCAAGUUCUUUCCAACUUCUCUUCCUCUUCAUCUUCUCUUCUUCCAUUUUACUUCUUAAAUUCCUUAACUUCAUUAGUACCUACCCUUUAUUCCAAAGGGAACAUCAAUAUGAAUAUGUUUCUUCUGAAUAUGAUUAUGAAGAAGAAGAACAAGAAGAAAUUCAAGAAAAUUAUUCUUAUGAAGAUUCUUUUGAGAAGGAUCAUUUAGUAGCUGAUAUAAUUUGUGGUGGAGAAUCACUUUUAUUUCUACAUAACAAUAACAAAUCUCAAAGGAAAAAUUCUUCAUCUUUUGAAGAUGAAGAAGAAUUUAUUACUCCUCAAGAUAGUUUGAAUGAUGAGUAUUUAUCAGAAGAAACUUUUUCUGUUCAUCACAAGUCACCACUUGUUUCUGAUUUUGAGACAGAAACUAAUGAAGAAGAAUUUCAUGUACAAGAAGAUGCUGAUUCUGUUCCAAACAGGACCACUUCUUCUCCCAUCACAAUGAAACUAUACAAAAGUGAUGAAUUGGUAGAUAGUGACAAAAAAUAUGAUGCAGAAGAACAUGUUGAUAUUGGAAUAAUCAAAAACAAGAAAGUGCAUGAAUCAAACAACACAAGAGAUGAAAGAUUCUUUGUGAUUGGUCCUACACAAUUAGAGACAAAGAAGUUAAUCAUUGAAGAAAAAGAUGAUAAUGAUGAAGAGAUAUAUGGUGAUUCAUGCACUGUUGGUUCAACAUCUAAGAACUCUUCUGAUUGGAGAAGCUCAAUUAUUUGUAGAGAUUCUGGAACUGAUGACCCUUUUUCUUCUUCAUCAAGAAGAAGUUGUCCUAAAUGGGAAUCUUACACUGUUUUUCAAAAAUAUGAUGAAGAAAUGUCAUUUCUAGACAGGAUUAGUGCACAGAAACUUCAUGAAACUGAGUCUUUGAGGUCAAUCAAAGUAGCACCAAGGUCAAUUUCAGGGAGAAUUGUAUACAAAUUUUCAACUAUGAAUAAAAAACCAAGUGAUCAUAACCCAUAUAGUGAAUUGGAAGCUGCAUAUGUUGCACAAAUUUGUUUAACAUGGGAAGCACUUAAUUGGAAUUACAAGAAUUUUCAAUCAAAAAGAGCUUCACAUGUUGAUGUUGGUUGUCCAGAAACAAUUGCACAACAAUUUCAACAAUUUCAAGUUUUGUUACAAAGAUAUGUAGAAAAUGAACCUUAUGAGCAUGGUAGAAGACCUGAGAUUUAUGCUAGAAUGAGACAUUUGGCACCAAAGUUGCUCCUAGUCCCUGAAUAUCGAGAAUCAGAUGAUGAUCAGAAGGACAAUGAAUGUAUGAACUUAAAAAUAUCAUCAGCUUCAUUUCUUGUGAUAAUGGAAGAUGGAAUCAGAACAUUCAUGAGUUUUCUAAAGGCUGAUAAAGAGAAAGCAUGUCAGAUCAUUGCAGCAUACUUUAGAAAAAACCAAAGAGGUUUGGUUGAUCCAACACUAAUCCGUCUUAUGAAGAAAAUUAAUCAAAAGAAGAAGAUGAAAGUUAAGGAUCUUCGUCGUUCUCACAAAUGUUUAAGGAAAAGAAAAUUAAAGAAUGAAGAAGAGAUGGAGAUUUUGAUGUCAUUGAUAGACUUAAAAGUGGUGUCAAGGGUUUUAAGAAUGAGUGACAUAAAUGAAAAUCAAUUGCAUUGGUGUGAAGAAAAGAUUAGCAAAGUGAGAGUCAUUGAUGGGAAACUACAAAGAGAUUCCACUCCACUUUUUUUCCCUUCACAUUGACCCACAUGCACAUACACAAAAAGAUUAAUAAAUUAAAUAUAAAUAUUGUUUGAUGAGUGGAUGAUGAAUGUGCAUGAGUGCACAUAAAGGAAUAUCCAUAACAUACUUUUUGUAAAUAUGGAAUUAAAGAAAAAGGAGGAGGACCCUACAAAUCAAAGUGAAACAUAUAUGGAGUGGAAUAUGGAAUUUAUUGGGGUAUGAAAUUCAUGGAAAGAUGGGUAAAGGUGAAGAGGUGAUGUGUUAUUGAUGAAUAUUGAAAGUGAUGAAAGACCAAAGACAAAGCAAGGUACAAGAUAGAGACAAUAUUAGCUUUAGUUUUUGCUUUAGCUUUUUUAUUAGGGUUUUAUCUACAAAGAGUUUUGAGCAAGAGUGAAAGCACAUGGAGUUCAAUAAAAAGUAGUCUUCCACUCUUUGGCAUAAAAGUAGAUCAUACAAUAAAGGAACGGUAGGUUUAGUUUUUAAUUUAUACAAAAAGGAAAAACUAAAUAAAUAAAUUAAAUUUCGAA